Messenger RNA from Frankliniella occidentalis (western flower thrips), 6277 nucleotides. RefSeq names its product nuclear pore complex protein Nup205 (gene Nup205). Gene Ontology annotation, biological process: nuclear pore organization. NCBI's taxonomy places the organism in Eukaryota, Metazoa, Arthropoda, Insecta, Thysanoptera, Thripidae. The transcript has 21 exons. Bases 136 to 6210 code for a protein of 2024 amino acids. Gene Ontology annotation, molecular function: structural constituent of nuclear pore. The record is from RefSeq and is a predicted model, not a curated record. Gene Ontology annotation, cellular component: nuclear pore; nuclear pore inner ring.
GCACUAUGCAAGUGUGUUAUCGGGGAGGCCGUGUUUCAAAUCGCUCGCUUUGGCGGGCCCAUGCGUCUGGUACCGGCGACGCCGGAUAAAUAAUUACAUUUUAAACACAACGACUGAACUGUGUCUUUUCCCGAAAUGGAGACCAAAAAUCAAGAUAUGUGGACUCCAUACAAAGAGCUUCAAAGUGUUGUGGACAGCAUUGUGACUAGAUCAAUGACUGAUCCUCUGAAAGAUUUGGACAACUAUCUUCAGAAACACAAACAAAAUUAUAUUAAUUUACUGAAGAACCCUCCGAAAAAUGCCCAGAGUAGAGAAGAGCUCAAGAAGGGUAUGACAGAAGGUGUCAAUCUGCCAGGGAUGGGUCAUCAAAUUCUUUCCAAAGAUCUAGUAGAUGAAGCAAUUAUACUUUCUGAUAUGUACGAUCUAAAUGAAUAUCAAGCUCUGGACUUACUCUGUACGGCUCAGCGGCAAAUGUCAUUCCAUCCUGGCCUUCCAAGAGGAUUAGUUGCUGUGCUACUAUAUUAUGAUGGUAGAAAAGCUCUCGUCUCAACCUUGAGAACACUUGUUCAGGCAAGAGCUGGUGUCGCAUGGAGCCUGGAAGUCAAUCCUGAAGUGAUUGACUACAUUACUGACUACACUGAUAAACUUAUGGAAGAUGGUCUCAUUAAUAAAAUUCUGAAUCUCUUGGACAGUAUGGAUUUAUCUAAGGAAACAGAAUUGUUGCAGCAAAAUCGUGCUUUUGGAGGUCCCAAACAUAAUCGUCAGGUUGUAGAUCUUCUGGAAGGAACAAAACAAAUUCUUGCGGAUAUAGUGUACUGCUGGGCUGUACAAUGUGGAUUGCCAAGAGAACCAACAGUGAGACUCAUUCAACAAUUAAGACGGACCAAGCUGGAGGAAGGUUCAACUGGAGGGAUAGAUGGUGUAACUCUUUCUCUGCAAAUGGCACUUCUUUGUGCAUUGGAUUUGAGCAUUCUCCAGAGGAGGGAAGAUGGUGAAGAUGCAGUUCAGUUGUUACCCCUUAUGUCAGACCCAGACUUUUUACCAGUUCUGCACCGGGAGCUCACUCACAACUCGGUUUCCUGGGAAUGUGAGGGAUUGCAAGCUCUCACCUUCUUAGCUUGGGGCCUAGUUCUUGCCACAAUUCGCUCUCACCAUAGUCAACCAACCCAAGGAAUGUUAGAUGAAGAUGACUCACUUAUAAACUCUGCUGUUAACUUGGGUGUGUUUGAUUUUUUGCAACGCACCUUUCUGGAAAAUGCCACAAUUUUCAAAGAGGAAAUGUACAUGAGACGCCUUCACAGUUUGGUCACUGACUUCAUUGUUUUCAUGCCUUUAAAAGUGAAAGAAUUGCGAAGCCGGGCUGAAGAUGCGGCUCGCACUGUCCAAAGUUAUGCUCAGCAAGGAUUGGAACCUCCUCCUAAUCUACCGCAUCAUUAUGAGCACCUUAUGCUGACUAUUUCUCGUUUGUACCGUGAAGAUCCCUUAAACUUAGACUUGGUACUUGAUUAUUGGUGCCCUACUGAGAGUACAACAUCUUCAGCUUUUCCCUAUCGAUCGAACUCCAGACAGGUCUCAUUGUUUAAAUUUGUUCGAGGGUCUGCUGAUAAUCUAUCCCCGUCACUGUAUGUUGCCUACAUGAAAAUGUUAUGUAGCUUAUCUUCAACUCAACAAGCUGCUCGACACUGCUACAAUCUCUUGAAACAAAAUAGUCCAGCAAAUGGUUGUGUUAUCUCUUGGGAUCACUUUUUCACAUCUCUUAAUAGGUACUAUUUUAAUUUGAGGCAAGAACCUAUUUCGAAAGCUGAUACUGUUUAUCAUCGCCCUAUUCAACCCCGAGGAAUUACACCACAAGAGAUUCAGGGCUUGCAAGCUGUAUUGAGUCUCAUUCGGGCUGUUGCAGAACAUGAUGAAGUCUCUCGAGCUGCAAUUAGUGAAAACCCCACUUGGUCUCCUCUGGUUGUCUUACUUGGACUAGUCAGCUGUUCUGUUCCUGUCAUACUGAAAGCUGAUCUUUUACUAACAUUGGCUGCUCUUGCUAAUGCACCGGAUACUGCAGCAGCACUCUGGGUGUCUAUGGAAGCUGCACAGAUUAUUUGCACUGUUCCAUCAACAAGUACUUAUCAGCCCAGAGGAGUUCAAACCGAGUUGGAGGAUAUUGAAUCCCCAGCUGAAGAAUUUCCUUUGACCAGAGCAGUUCUUAAGCUCCUAGAUGUUCUCACUACUUGGCCUGUGCCACGUUUGCUUGGUGUUGGAUCAAGAUCACCUGGAUUCUACCCGUACCUCAGUUAUGUGCUUCAUUCUGUUUUCCUGAAAGCCUGUUCCCGGAAAUACAAACAGCCCCAGGAAAAGUGGGAAAUACUUCAUAGCUGUUUGAAUUUAUUGGUAAAGUUCUUAAAUCAAUAUGACCCCGAACCUGAAGAUUUUCCUGGAGCUAGUGUUGAUCUUCAAGGUGGAGGCCCAUCGCAAGUUAACCCACCACCAGGAUUCCAUCUGAUGAUCGAGCUUCACUCCAAACCAUCUGAAUUACUGCGCCACAUACUUGAUUUACUGGAGGAAGGAUGUGGCUAUUUAGACUCUUAUGCUCCUUUCCCUGGCAAGGAGGCUCUUGAAGCCAGCAUGCUUGGAUGUUUGCAGUUACUUGAACGAGCCUUAGGGCUUCAACAGCGCUUCCACAUUCUCCAUAGCAGCCUGAACUCUAAUUUGCUGUUGACUGGACUCAGUCGUCUUCUGUUAGGUCUCAACUCGCGCACAAAGAAGCCUGAUUUUCUUGUUAGUGUGGGAAAAUAUGUGACGUACAACAAUUGGUUGCCACGCCACGCCUUUGCUGCUGUGCACAUUUUAUUGGCUGUCUCCUCAUAUCCCACUGCUGCUGGACAGCUUGUAGACAUGUUCACUUCAAGCCCAAGCUUAGAGCUGGAGAUACGCCAUGGCUUUGUUGAGUGCCUCGAGGCUGAAGAAGAAAGCAGUGAUGAAAAUGAGCCUGGCGAAGAAAGCGGCAUCAUCCUGAAAACUAAAGAGGCUAUCCUGAAAUUGAUGCAAUCUUGCUUAAAUCAGGCUCCACCCAAUAUAUCUCACUAUCUGCUUGGCUUUCAACGGACAAAAGACAUCAGCAAGACUGUGUUCCAGCAGCCUGGUGUGAUGGGUUUUCCUCGAACAUGUAUGCAUUCUCUUCUAGCAAUGAUGGAUACUUCCCUUAAAUCACGCCAUGUGCAAUCUAAAAUUUCACCCAGUGCUACUGCACAAGCUAAGCUUUUGGAAGCAGCUUAUGGGCUACUGUACAAUCUGUGUGCUGGUAGCAAAACAGGUCAGCCUGUUCUUCGCUUUUUACGUACAUCUAACAAUUUCUUAGCAAGACAUCUUGCUGCUCUGCCAUUCUCUGGUACCCAAAGUGCUCCUGAACUCAACCAGAUGUCAUGGCUGCUGAAGAUGGUUGCCAUUGAAUUGAAAGCUGCUGCAACUCGGUCACAGCACUCAAAUUUGGCGUCACUGGCAAGGAUUUUGCUGAGUUCCCAUGAAGAAAAGGUUCGGAGUACCCUCUUUGAAGUUGAGGAGCUUCCCCAUAUUCCUGAUAUCACAAGACAUUCCAACUUUGGAGAUGGUGAUAAUAAACCAUAUGACCGCCUGAUGCUGAAACUUCUUGCUAUACUUGAUACUUCUGCUGAAAAUUUAUCUACACCAAAUUGGGAAUUCUUUGAUCCUAAGAAUGUUGAGGAGGUAUUUUCCAAGUGUGAAAGCACAAUGGCCCCUGGGUUAAAGUUAGUGGAUGUCAAAAAACUCCAUCGAAUUUUAAUGGAUGAGCUGUCAGCUGUUCAAGGAAAUUCAACCGUUGGACAAAGACAGUCCAUAAUUGAAGAAAUUCAGACGGUUCUGAAGUAUGCUUUGGAAAGAAAUAAACAACGCACUCACACCCAUGCCAAUGUGAAAUUUAUGGAUGCGUGGAGACAAGCUGUUGGUGUACUCUUCUGUGUGGUACCACUUGAAAUCUUGCCCUGUCCUGGCCGUUUGCAGAUCAUUCUUGAUACCGUUCAUCUUUUGAUCAAUAAGGUAUUGAUGGGGCAAAUGACAAACGAGCUUGCAAAUCUCACAUCAAGUGCUCUACUUUUACUUUUGGAAAAUCUUCGUCAUUCCUAUGUACUUGGUGAACGCCCUGAAAGUGGUAGUUCAACCCUAGGCCAUUCCCAAUCAAUGGCCAAUGGAAGACCAGAUAAUGACUGCAUGGUCUUGGCUGGUGGUCUUGUAAAUGCUAGCCUCUCUGAGACUACUGCCCAAGGUGGGCAAGGCAGUGGCAAUGGACGAGCUGUGUUGGAAGAAAACACUGCUAAACUAAAUGUAAUUUUGUCUGGAAUUUUGCAGUGGAUGCUGGGAUCUGGUGUUGCCUCUCAAAAGCUUCGGGCAAAUUUGUACAGCUCACUUCUUAGUUUUAUGCAUAUUGUUUGUCUUCCUGAAAAAACUCGUUCAGAGGAUCACGGCUUCAACCUGAUUCUCCCUGAUCCUUCCAUUUCCAUGGGAAGUGUAACCAGCAUGUCAUUCAGUGUUACUGGAAGCCCACUAAGGCAAGAGAGGAAAACACCUCUACAAGCCAGUUUAGAUUUAGUUCUAGGAUUUGGUGAAGGGGUUGUUGAUGUCAUGUGCCAUGAUGGAACUGGGGGACAUGACAUGUGCAAGAUGUUGGCCCUGUCAUGCUUGGAUAAGCUGAUUGAACUGGAUCCUCAUUCUUCUUGGGUGUCAUUUUUAUCUGGAAGAGGUUACCUUAAACAUUUUAUCGACUCCCUCCUGGAUUCAGAUGGUCAGCUAGAAUCAAUGCUACAUGCUUCUCCAGAAUCCCUUCGACCACUUUAUGUAUAUGAAAGUAAAAUGGCUCUACUUUGUCGGGUUGCAUCUACUCGAACUGGAGCUGAAAUGCUUUUAGAACAGAAAGCUCUUGCUGUCAUGGCAUCCAUGAAAGUGUUUGACCAUCAUCCUAUAAUGCAUGCAGGAGCUGCUGAUUCAUCUUCUGCUGAUUUUAUCCCUUCAGUUGGUAAUCGCUAUCUUCAAAUUCUUCUUCCUGCCUUGCAUCUUUGUGAUGCUGUUUUGACAACACUGGGAAUGGAGAAUUUAUCCUGUGUGGUACAAGUCAUCCACUUCCUUCUUAGUCAUGUUCAAACUGUGGGAUUGGUUUUGGGAUCUGCAAGUCCGUUUCUACCUCUAAGCUAUUUGAAGGAACUUGUACAUGUCACAGCUGUUAUUGCACGGUCUGCAAAUCAAGAACUCUAUUCGACACAGCCAGAUUCUCCCGUCCCAGCAGAGAGAGAUCGCAAAGCUCAUUUGUUACGCAUCCAAACCUUGAUGUUGGCUCUUUUCCCCCAUUUCAUAAUUUCUGAACCUUUAAUGCGUAAAUUGAAAGGCUUUGGAACUUCCACUCUUGGUGAUGCAAGGAAUGUUGAAGAAAUUUCACAAAAUGCUGAUGAAAGAGGAGAAGCUGUUCUGUAUGUGCUUCAAGUUGCUGCCCACCUUCUUCUUUAUGCCCGAAACUUGGCCGGUCAAACUGCACCAGAUCAGCGAAAUGUUCAACCUUUAUUCAGACCUUCAAUGGCCACUCAACAUACUCAAUCUGUUGGUGACUAUAGCAGUCGAAGCAUUGGUUUAACUGGGAGUGGUGAGCGUGUCAGUGAAGCACAACCAGCUUUGGGUGUUGUGGUUGAACAGCUAGUUGCUAGUGUUGCUCACUAUCAAAGUCAACGUAGAGAACUGGAAAUGUUGACUCGCAAACCAUCAUCCUUUUCAGAACUGAAUCCCAUGGAGCUACAGGACAUUUUACCGGAUGGAAUGAGCGCUCUGGAACAACGUGCUUUUACAGUCCAACAACUGAAAACCCAAGUGCAGCGCAAAGAACGCGAGCUGGCUCUGACAUCUUACAUUAUUGAUAAUUGCUUGUAUCUAGUUUGGCUUCAUUUAGACUUCUACUUGCACCGAGGUCUUCCUCAUCCUAGAUCAGGCAUAAACUUAGAUAGUUCCUUAGUUCAUGUUAUGGGUGUUCCUGUCAAUUCUGCCUGGCCAGUUUCCAGGGAGGAUAUUAGUCUUAUGAAGCAAAGUUUGGUAUCUAAGUUUAAUGAUAGUUUUAGUAAGGAUUUAGUAGAUACUAAGAAGAAUCAAUCGGAUAUUGAGAAGGGCUUCAUCGAAGCUCUACUACGCAGGAUCAAACGGUUACUUCAAUUUGUGCCUGUCAAGUAAAUAGUCUAUUUCCUUAAAAAUGAACUUAAUCCUCUGUAAUUUUGUAAAUAAAAUGAUUUUAAUCAAA